GAAGCAGAAAGUACAGAGGCCUAUAGUCCUAGAGCCAGAUGCCUUCAAGAGAUUAGGGGAUUAAAGGUUGGCCAGUGGUGGUCUGAGCUGCAGCUGGCCCAGGAACCGAGGCCCAGGAGGGUGACUGAGACCUGGCCCUGUGUGAGGUGAGGCUGGUUGCCAGGUGACGGCUUGGGCCACCCCACCUGCUGCCAGUCCUCUGCCUGUGGGGCUGCCCAUAGCAGCAGCCCCUGCUGCCAGCCAUCAUGGCGCGCCCACUCAUCAUGGAUUCCCUGCAGCAGAACUUCUGGAGGGAGAACUAUAUGAAGGAGAAGAUGUUACGCUGUGAAUGGCACCGCAAGUACAGCUCAAUGGUGAAGGCCAAGCAGGCUAGGGCUGCAGCCUGCCUGCCCCUCAAACUGCCCACUUUACACACCAAGUUACCCCCGUCACCUUCUCCUUUACCUGCCCCCCAAGCUGUACCAGAGAAGGUACCUAGCACUGUCCAGGCACCUCCUAUUCAGUCUGAAAUGCAGCCAGUCCCAGCUGCCGUCCGAGCCCUGCUGUACGAAGGCAUCUCCCACGACUCCCAGGGCCGCCACCAGUAUCUCAACACCCGGAAACUGGAUCUGCCUGAGAAGCGCUACUACUUUCCUGUCACCACCAACUUCACAUAUGGCUGGCAGCUGGGCCCAGUGGAAAAGCGCGAUAUGUACUCCUGCAAGAUGUGUCGCCUGGAAACUUUCUUCCGAAAGAAUGGAGCAUUUGCCUUUCUCGAUCCCUGAGAUUUGGCUCUCUGGUGGGCUGGAGAGAAGGAA
Messenger RNA from Suncus etruscus (white-toothed pygmy shrew), 797 nucleotides. RefSeq names its product ATP6V1F neighbor (gene SPMIP1). NCBI's taxonomy places the organism in Eukaryota, Metazoa, Chordata, Mammalia, Eulipotyphla, Soricidae. The coding region runs from base 246 to 764 and encodes 172 amino acids. The record is from RefSeq and is a predicted model, not a curated record. The transcript is spliced from 2 exons.